Fundulus heteroclitus (mummichog) is the source of this 2589-nucleotide messenger RNA. It is a transcript of the gene lingo2b, whose product is annotated as leucine rich repeat and Ig domain containing 2b. The coding region runs from base 389 to 2245 and encodes 618 amino acids. The transcript has 2 exons. Gene Ontology annotation, molecular function: protein binding. Gene Ontology annotation, cellular component: plasma membrane. NCBI's taxonomy places the organism in Eukaryota, Metazoa, Chordata, Actinopteri, Cyprinodontiformes, Fundulidae. The record is from RefSeq and is a predicted model, not a curated record.
UGGCUUGACGCAUCUUCAUCGUCCUCCUCCUCCUCCUCCUCCUCCUCCCAGCGCCUCUGUCACGUUGCGCGGAUCCGACGCAUCUUUAAAGCCGGAGCCGUCGGAGAGGACGAGCCGCCUGCUCACCUGAGAGAGAAGCAGCUUUUAAUCAGACAGAGGAGGAGAAGACGCUCCUGUGAAUGGACUUGUGUUUCCCAUGGAAGACAGCCACAGAGGCAGGGACAGCCAGCUGCGUCCUUAGCCGCGUUCAGCGCGCCUUCCUGCCGCGUUCAGCGCGCCUUCCUGCCGCUGUGCGCGUCCGACUGUGCCAUGUGAAGCGGGAGGUGGAUGUGGGCAUGAGGAGGAGCAGGUAAAAGGGCUUGUUGGUGAUGGUGCUCAGUUUGCCGUGAUGCUGGGGAAAAGAGACAUGCGACGGCCCGCCCGGCUCCGCUGCCACCUCCUCCUGGGCGGGGCCUUCCUGCUGCUCCUGGCCAGCUCCGCUCUGAGCUGCCCCGCCCGAUGCGAGUGCUCUGCCCAGACCAAGUCGGUCAGCUGCCACCGCAAGCGCCUGCCCAGCAUCCCUGAAGGCGUGCCCAUCGAGACGCGCGCCCUGGACCUCAGCAAGAACAAGCUGCGCCUGGUGACGGCGUACAACUUCUCCUCCUUCCUGCAGCUGGAGGACCUGGAUCUGAGCGACAACCUCAUCAGCGUGGUGGAGCCCGGCUGCUUUCACUCCAACCUGGCCCUGCGCUCGCUCAACCUGCGCAGCAACCAGCUCAUGCUGGUGGCCAAAGGGGUUCUGACGGGCCUGACCAACCUCACCCACCUGGACCUGAGCCACAACCGGCUGGUGAUUCUCCUGGACCACGCCUUCCAGGACCUGCACAGGCUCACCUUCCUGGACGUUGGUAACAACCAGCUGGUUUUUAUCUCUCAGCGGGCCUUCACGGGGCUGCUGGGGAUCCAGAGUCUGACCCUGGAGCGCUCCAACCUGACGGUGGUGCCGACCGACGCUUUGUCCCAUCUGCACAGUCUCAUCGAGCUGCACAUGCGCUUUCUCAGCGUCAGCUUCCUCAAGCCUUUCUCCUUCAAGAGGCUCACUCGUCUCCGCCACCUGGAGAUGGAUUUCUGGCCCUUGCUGGAGACUCUGCCUCCGCUCUCACUGCACGGCCUCAACCUGACAACCUUGUUCAUAACCAACACCAACCUGUCUGCCUUUCCUGGUGCAGCGCUGCGCAACCUGCCCUACCUCACGCACCUGAACCUGUCCUACUGCCGCAUCCAGCACAUCCACCAGGGAGAGCUCGGUCAGCUCCCCCAGCUGCUGGAGCUCCGCCUCCAGGGGGCUCAGCUGCUCUCCAUCGAGCCCCUCGCAUUUGUGGGCCUUAAAUCCCUUCAGCUGUUGGAUGUGUCCCAGAACCGCCUGGACUCUCUGGAGAGGGGGGUGUUUGCCUCGGCGGACACCCUGCAGAGGCUCUGCCUGGGUGGAAACCCGCUGGUGUGUGACUGCAGGUUACUCUGGCUGCUCAGCAGCCACAGGCCCGCAUCUCUGCAGAUUCUGGACAUCCAGCCUGAGUGCAGCGCGCCGCAGCACCUCCUGGGCAAAAGUCUGCGUGACCUGAAGGAGCCGCUGGUGUCCAGGUACAUGACCUGCACCAAGCCACGGAUCGGACCCAACGCCACGCAGCUGCUGAUGGCCGACGAAGGCCAGCCGGCGCGUCUGAGCUGCACGGUGGAGGGAGCGCCGCGGCCCUCCGUGGUCUGGAUCACGCCUCAUAGACGCUACGUCACCACCAAAAGCAGCGGCAGGGUGGAGGUGCAACAAGACGGCACCCUGGAGAUCAAGGCGGCCGAGCUGCACGACAGCGGCGUGUACUUGUGCAUCGCCAGCAACCCCGCCGGCAACGCCAGCCUGUCUGCGUCCUUAGCGGUGAAGAGCCUGGGAACGGGGGACAGGCUUCACUACAGCAACAGGAGCUCCAACUACCUGACAGACUCUAACAGCACAUGGGGGAACGGAACAGUGUUGUACAACAUGACAGUUCCUAUUGACAUGAAGACUAUCCUUAUAUCCACCGCUAUGGGCUGCCUGUCCUUCCUCGGCGUGGUGGUGUUCUGCUUCCUGCUGCUGUUCGCCUGGAGCCGGGGCAAAGGACGCCACAGGAACAACUUUGAUAUCGAGUACGUCCCCCGUAAGUCCAACGGGGCGGCCGCAGACGUGGCGGAGACGAGCGGCCCGCGGCGCGUCAACAUGAAGAUGAUCUGAAGCCGCCGCCGCCUCACGCCGCGCGCAAAUAUCAGCCGGGGGGGAGAAAAAACGACACGUCUCUGUUUGUUUUUUAUGACAAAGUGGAUUUGUGACAAACGAAAGUGGUGUACUGUUAUAGUGGAUGUGGAUAUGACGGUGGUCUAGUGAUAAAGUGGACUUGUGAUAUAUGAAACCGUGUUUAUAUGGAAUAAUGUUCUCAUACAGUACACUCAAUAUAAUUCUAUAACCAACAUAUCAAUAUGGGCCUGAUAUAGUGUUGCACUAGGCGCGUGAUUCACUGCUGAUGUGAUGAGUAACGAUGCAGUCGCCUCGGCGUGACACCAAGGUGACGGAGGGGCCGG